Molecule: messenger RNA, 3789 nt
Organism: Chlorocebus sabaeus (green monkey)
Lineage: Eukaryota; Metazoa; Chordata; Mammalia; Primates; Cercopithecidae
Gene: GLUL
Product: glutamate-ammonia ligase
Cellular component (GO): cytoplasm
Molecular function (GO): glutamine synthetase activity
Source: RefSeq, a predicted model, not a curated record
GACACGCACCGCCCCUGCUACCCCGCGAGGCGCGCCACCCAGCCUCUUUUUUCGGCCGCCUGCCCCUCCAGUCCCAGCCCUACGCUGCGGCCUCUCUGGCCCGGGCCUGAGGUCCGGCUCCAGUCCUCCUCCCGCGUGCUUCCGCCGCCGAUGGCUUGGACCCUCCGGGGCUGGCACUGGUGGGGCGCGCCCUUGGCCAGGCUCUGGGAAGGGCGGGGUGAGUUGUUUUGAUCUUCUUUUCACUACUUGCGGCCCAAGCGCCGCCCCUGGAGGCCUUUGGGCUGGCCCGCGCCCUGGGGCUCACAGUGGUGUUUGCGCUGUGGAUGGUGUGGCGGUGCGGUCCCCUGCAGAGCGCAAACAAGGCGCUUGGUUGGCGCGGGCGCCUCGCUGCUUUCCUGGUGGUGGGGCAGUCGUCGUGGUUCUGGCGAUCGUUGAGACGCCUCGAUUGCGGCGUGUAACAGUGAGCGUUGUUUGCGCGGCCGGCUCCCGCCUCGGGGUCCCGGGGGCCUUCCAGUGUGACCGAACAAUGGAGAGCCCGGGCCUCGGCACAGUCGGUGGAGAAAAUGGGCCGGGCGGAGGCAGCAGCAGCGCGCGGUCCCUCCGGCCUGCGCCCCCACCCUCCCCGGGGACCCCGCAACCCCUCGGCGGUGGGGUAUGGCCACCUCUGUGAGGCCCUGAGAUUCAGACGGGGGCCCGAGGGGCGGGGCGCCCGCUUUAGGGACAUUUCAGUGGGAAGGGGCUGCUCUCAAAGUGGAUAAUUACAACUCCCUCGGGGGCGGGAAGCGGGGAUCCUCCCCCAGCCGCAAGUUCACGAAGAAAGCAACCAAUGAAAAUUAUGAAGACGACGAGAAGUCAGACUCCUCCGGGUCGCCCUCCAACUGUUUCGGCUUCGUCGCCUACUCCGUGAACUCCGGGGAGAAAUCUCGAGUCAAGAUUAAGACCUUAACCCACCAACCGGCCUGUUUCGACACCCCCCGGGCCGACCGCUGUCUGUCCCCUUCUCCAUCGCCCUCGCCCAGAAAGCUCCGGUGCUUGGACCAGCUCGAGUCUGAGAAAGAGGAGAGGCGCGAACGCCACUCCAAAAAGAGAAGGGCUAAGGAGGGCAACCCUAACAAUACGCUUGACUUUCUGUGGCUGGGAACACCUUCCACCAUGACCACCUCAGCAAGUUCCCACUUAAAUAAAGGCAUCAAGCAGGUGUACAUGUCCCUGCCUCAGGGUGAGAAAGUCCAGGCCAUGUAUAUCUGGAUCGAUGGUACUGGAGAAGGACUGCGCUGCAAGACCCGGACCCUGGACAGUGAGCCCAAGUGUGUGGAAGAGUUGCCUGAGUGGAAUUUUGAUGGCUCUAGUACUUUACAGUCUGAAGGUUCCAACAGUGACAUGUAUCUCGUGCCUGCUGCCAUGUUUCGGGACCCCUUCCGUAAGGACCCGAACAAGCUGGUGUUGUGUGAAGUUUUCAAGUACAAUCGAAGGCCUGCAGAGACCAAUUUGAGGCACACCUGUAAACGGAUAAUGGACAUGGUGAGCAACCAGCACCCCUGGUUUGGCAUGGAGCAGGAAUAUACCCUCAUGGGGACAGAUGGGCACCCCUUUGGUUGGCCUUCCAACGGCUUCCCGGGGCCCCAGGGUCCAUAUUACUGUGGUGUGGGAGCAGACAGAGCCUAUGGCAGGGACAUCGUGGAGGCCCAUUACCGGGCCUGCUUGUAUGCUGGAGUCAAGAUUGCGGGGACUAAUGCCGAGGUCAUGCCUGCCCAGUGGGAAUUUCAAAUUGGACCUUGUGAAGGAAUCAGCAUGGGAGAUCAUCUCUGGGUGGCCCGUUUCAUCUUGCAUCGUGUGUGUGAAGACUUUGGAGUGAUAGCAACCUUUGAUCCUAAGCCCAUUCCUGGGAACUGGAAUGGUGCAGGCUGCCAUACCAACUUCAGCACCAAGGCCAUGCGGGAGGAGAAUGGUCUGAAGUACAUCGAGGAGGCCAUUGAGAAACUAAGCAAGCGGCACCAGUACCACAUCCGCGCCUAUGAUCCCAAGGGAGGCCUGGACAAUGCCCGACGCCUAACUGGAUUCCAUGAAACCUCCAACAUCAACGACUUUUCUGCUGGUGUAGCCAAUCGUAGCGCCAGCAUACGCAUUCCCCGGACUGUUGGCCAGGAGAAGAAGGGUUACUUUGAAGACCGUCGCCCCUCUGCCAACUGUGACCCCUUUUCGGUGACAGAAGCCCUCAUCCGCACGUGUCUUCUCAAUGAAACCGGCGAUGAGCCCUUCCAGUACAAAAACUAAGUGGACUAGACCUCUAGCUGUCAAGCCCCUCCUAGUUCUUCAUCCCACUCCAACUCUUCCCCCUCUCCCAGUUGUCCCAAUUGUAACUCAAAGGGUGGAAUAUUAAGGUCGUUUUUCUCAUUCCUUGUGCCCAGUUAAUCUUGCUUUCUUUGUUUGGCUGGGAUAGAGAUGGGUCAAGUUAUUAAUUUCUUCACACCUACCCUCCUUUUUUUCCCUAUCACUGAAGCUUUUUAGUGCAUUAGUGGGGAAGAGGGUGGGGAAACAUAACCACUGCUUCCAUUUAAUGGGGUGCACCUGUCCAAUAGGCAUAGCUAUCUGGACAGAACAUGUUUGCAGGAGGGGGACUUUUCUUCGAGGUAGCUGAAAGGGGAAGACCUGACUUCCUCUGGUUAGGUUAGGACUUGCCCUUGUGGUGGAAACUUUUCUUAAGAAGUUAUAACCAACUUUUCUAUUAAAAGUGGGAAUUAGGAGAGAAGGUAGGGGUUGGGAAUCAGAGAGAAUGGCUUUGGUCUCUUGCUUGUGGGACUAGCCUGGCUUGGGACUAAAUGCCCUGCUCUGAACACGAAGCUCAGUAUAAACUGAUGGAUAUCCCUACCUUGAAAGAAGAAAAGGUUCAUGUUGCUUGGUCCUUGAUUUAUCACACAAAGCAGAAUAGUAUUUUUAUAUUUAAAUGUAAAGACAAAAAAUUAUAUGUAUGGUUUUGUGGAUUAUGUGUGUUUUGCUAAAGGAAAAAACCAUCCAGGUCACGGGGCACCAAAUUUGAGACGAAUAGUCCGGAUUAGAAACCAAGCAUCUCCUUUUGAGUAGGGAGCGAGGGAGGUGGUGCUUAGAAAGAUGGUGCUCUGGGGUUGGGUCCUCAUGACCACUUCUGGGUUUCUGCCCUGCCCACCCUCUGGAGAAGGUGGGCACUGGAUUAGUUAACACGUUUCUAGCAGUCAUUUGAUCUCUGUGGCUUUGGUUUAAAAGAUAGACACUUGUCCACGUGGGUUUAGAGAUAAGAGUUGGCUGGUCAACUUGAGCAUGUUACUGACAGAGGGGCUAUUGGGGUUAUUUUCUGGUAGGAACAGCAUGUCACUAAAGCAGGCCUUUUGAUAUUAAAUUUUUUAAAAAGCAAAAUUAUAGAAGUUUAGAUUUUAAUCAAAUUUAUAGGGUUUCUAGGUAAUUUUUACAGAAUUGCUUGUUUGCUUCAGCUGUCUCCUACCUCUGCUCUUGGAGGAGAUGGGGACAGGGCUGGAGUCAAAACACUUGUAAUUUUGUAUCCUGAUGUCUUUGUUAAGACUGCUGAGGAAUUAUUUUUUUUCUUUUAUAAUAAGAAAUAAACCCCACCUUUAUUCCUUCAUUUCAUCUACCGUUUUCUGGUUCUUAACGUUGGCUGUGGCAGGCCAGCUAUGGUUUUCUCUUGUCAUGACAACUUCUAAUUGCCAUGUACAGUAUGUUCAAAGUCAAAUAACUCCUCAUUGUAAACAAACUGUGUAACUGCCCAAAGCAGCACUUAUAAAUCAACCUAACAUAAGA